Messenger RNA from Salvelinus namaycush (lake trout), 9217 nucleotides. Its product is annotated as ankyrin repeat and KH domain-containing protein 1-like. Lineage: Eukaryota; Metazoa; Chordata; Actinopteri; Salmoniformes; Salmonidae. The transcript is spliced from 34 exons. Gene Ontology annotation, molecular function: protein binding; RNA binding. The coding region runs from base 133 to 8715 and encodes 2860 amino acids. Gene Ontology annotation, cellular component: cytoplasm. The record is from RefSeq and is a predicted model, not a curated record. Gene Ontology annotation, biological process: innate immune response.
UUAAUGGCUUGGAGGAAAGAGACGCUCUUCUCGCUUCAGGAUUUUUCUGAAGUAUAAACAUAAUUACUAACAACCUCAAAGAAAGUUUAAGACAAUAUUGCGUCUAUUAGAAUACAAAAUACUAAGGAAAGUAUGCAGGAUGCAGUAGCCGGGACGGCAAUGCUGACAGACGGCUUCGAGGACGAGAUUGACUCUGUGACUCCGCGCUCCCCUGCCGUAGGAAUGGGAGUUGGAGCCACACCAGGACCCGGACUCGGGGGUUUAGGGAUUGGUGUUGGUGGAAAGAAAGUCCGCUUGUUUGGCGAGGCUGGUGGGCCUGCAGCUGACCGGCUUGAUUUCCAGCUCGCAGCGGCCGCAGUGCUUUCCUCCGGCCCUGGAUCUGCCAGCGACGAUGAUGAGGUAUCUGAGGUGGAGUCCUUCAUAUUAGACCAGGAAGACCUGGACAACCCCAUGCUAAAGACGGCGUCAGAGCUGCUCCUGUCCAGCGCUGCCGACGGAGCUGAUCUCAGAACAGUGGACCCAGAAACACAAGCCAGAUUGGAGGCUCUGCUGGAAGCAGCCGGUAUUGGUAAACUGUCCACUACCGAUGGUAAAGCCUUCGCAGAUCCAGAGGUGCUACGCCGCUUGACGUCGUCCGUGAGCUGUGCGCUGGACGAGGCCGCUGCCGCUCUCACACGCAUGAGGGCCGAAAACACACUCAACGCCAGCCAGGCAGACAAUCUGGUUAUUUUCAGCCGUAGCUUGGCGGAGGCGUGCUCGGACGGGGACGUCAACGCUGUGAGGAAGCUGCUGGAUGAGGGGAGGAGCGUCAACGAACACACAGAGGAGGGAGAGAGUCUGCUCUGCCUAGCCUGCUCUGCUGGGUACUAUGAACUUGCACAGGUCUUGCUGGCCAUGCACGCUAAUGUUGAAGAUCGGGGGAUCAAGGGUGACAUCACGGCCCUCAUGGCAGCAGCCAGCGGCGGCUACGUAGACAUAGUCAAACUGCUGCUGGUACAUGGGGCUGACGUCAACGCACAGUCCUCCACAGGUAACACAGCGCUGACGUACGCGUGUGCGGGUGGCUUCCUGGACGUGGUGAAGGUGCUGCUGAAGGAAGGCGCCAACAUCGAGGACCACAACGAGAACGGCCACACCCCUCUGAUGGAGGCGGCCAGCGCGGGUCACGUGGAGGUGGCCCGGGUGCUCCUGGAGUACGGGGCUGGUAUCAACACGCACUCCAACGAGUUCAAGGAAAGUGCCCUUACGCUGGCCUGCUACAAAGGGCACCUGGACAUGGUGCGCUUCCUGUUAGAGGCUGGGGCUGACCAGGAGCACAAGACCGACGAGAUGCACACAGCACUCAUGGAGGCUUGUAUGGAUGGGCAUGUGGAGGUGGCGCGGCUGCUGUUGGACAGCGAGGCGCAGGUCAACAUGCCCGCUGACUCUUUCGAGUCUCCGCUGACGCUGGCGGCCUGUGGGGGCCAUGUAGAGCUUGCUGCCCUACUGAUGGAGAGGGGCGCCAACCUGGAGGAAGUCAACGAUGAGGGAUACACGCCCCUCAUGGAAGCUGCACGAGAGGGCCACGAGGAGAUGGUGGCGCUGCUUUUGGCACAAGGUGCCAACAUCAAUGCUCAGACAGAGGAGACCCAGGAGACUGCCCUGACGCUGGCCUGCUGCGGGGGCUUCCUGGAGGUGGCUGACUUCCUCAUCAAGGCCGGGGCCGACAUCGAGCUGGGCUGCUCCACACCUCUCAUGGAGGCUGCACAGGAGGGACACCUGGAGCUGGUCAAGUACCUGCUGGCUGCCGGAGCCAAUGUCCACGCCACAACGGCGACGGGAGACACGGCGCUGACUUACGCCUGUGAGAACGGACACACAGACGUGGCGGACGUGCUGCUGCAGACGGGGGCUGACCUGGAGCAUGAAUCGGAGGGGGGCAGGACCCCUCUAAUGAAAGCUGUUAGAGCGGGCCACCUCUGUACUGUACAGUUCCUAAUCAGCAAAGGAGCUAAUGUGAACAGGGCGACGGCCAACAAUGAUCACACAGUAGUGUCUCUGGCCUGCGCCGGGGGCCACCUGGCCGUGGUGGAGCUGCUGCUGUCCCAUGGGGCUGAUCCUACACACAGACUGAAGGAUGGCUCCACCAUGCUGAUCGAAGCUGCUAAGGGCGGUCACACCAUCGUGGUGUCCUAUCUCCUCGACUACCCCAACAACGUCCUGUCGGUCCCCGUGCCAGACUUGUCUCAGCUCACACCCCCCUCCCAUGACACCUCUCCGGCUCCACGAGUUCCAUUCCAAGCCCUGGCCAUGGUGGUGCCUCCUCAAGAGCCAGACAGAGUCCCCUCCAACAUCACAACGCCUCCACCCGUCAUCACAAAAGGCGGUUCCAAGCAGAGGCUGAGCCCCCUACAGGGCAGCCCCGUCACUGCAGGCGGUCCAGACGCGGACCUGCUGUCUCCCUUCCACCCGUACCAGCCCCUAGAGUGCAUCGUGGAAGAGACUGAGGGCAAGCUGAACGAGCUUGGCCAGAGGAUCUCCGCUAUAGAGAAGGCCCAGCUGCAGUCCUUGGAGCUCAUCCAGGGAGAACCUCUCACCAAAGACAAGAUCGAGGAGCUGAAGAAGAGCCGCGAGGAGCAGGUCCAGAAGAAGAAGAAGAUCCUCAAGGAGCUGCAGAAGGUGGAGCGCCAGCUGCAGCUCAAGACACAGCAGCAGUUCACCAAAGAGUACAUGGAGGCCAAAGGCCUGAAGGACGACCCGGGGCAGCUUGGCCAGGCGGCAGGGGUGGAGCAGCCCGGCACCCCCCUGCCCUUGCAGGCUGCAGAGCCGGGCUCCGACACCGAGGGGGACGGGGAGGGAAUCCACCACCACCAUGAUGGACAGCCCCACCCCGCCGCUGAGGAACAGGAGGAAGAGGACGAUGAUGAGGAGGACUACGCCAAGCUACCUCAGGUGGACACCAUCCUGUAUAGACAGGCCCAGGAACCCCCGCCACCCGCUCCUCCUCACACCCAGGCCCUGCAGAGUCCCGCACCUCCUCACACCCAGAACCUGCAGAGUCCCGCACCUCCUCACACCCAGAACCUGCAGAGUCCCGCACCUCCUCACACCCAGGACCUGCAGAGUCCCGCUCCUCCUCACACCCAGGACCUGCAGGGUCCCGCACCUCCUCACACCCAGGACCUGCAGGGUCCCGCACCUCCUCACACCCAGGACCUGCAGGGUCCCGCACCUCCUCACACCCAGGACCUGCAGGGUCCCGCACCUCCUCACACCCAGGACCUGCAGGGUCCCGCACCUCCUCACACCCAGGACCUGCAGGGUCCCGCACCUCCUCACACCCAGAACCUGCAGGGUCCCGCUCCUCCUCACACCCAGAACCUGCAGGGUCCCGCUCCUCCUCACACCCAGGACCUGCAGGGUCCCGCACCUCCUCACACCCAGGACCUGCAGGGUCCCGCUCCUCCUCACACCCAGGACCUGCAGGGUCCCGCUCCUCCUCACACCCAGGACCUGCAGGGUCCCGCUCCUCCUCACACCCAGGACCUGCAGGGUCCCGCACCUCCUCACACCCAGAACCUGCAGGGUCCCGCUCCUCCUCACACCCAGGACCUGCAGGGUCCCGCUCCUCCUCACACCCAGGACCUGCAGGGUCCCGCUCCUCCUCACACCCAGGACCUGCAGGGUCCCGCUCCUCCUCACACCCAGGACCUGCAGGGUCCAGCUCCUCCUCACACCCAGGACCUGCAGGGUCCAGCUCCUCCUCACACCCAGGACCUGCAGGGUCCCGCUCCUCCUCACACCCAGGACCUGCAGGGUCCCGCUCCUCCUCACACCCAGGACCUGCAGGGUCCCGCUCCUCCCCUCCUGCAGGCCCGCUUCUUACCCUCCCAUCUCCUGGCCACCCAGCAGUCCACAGACUUCAGUACGGCAGACUACCCCGUCAGCUCCAGCCCCGAUCUGGAGAGGGUGAUGGUGAACCAGCAGCAGAUGUUGUGGCAGCAGUUGACAGACCUGGGACCGGGCCUUCUCACCCAGGCCCCUGAAGGACUCAUGGUGGCCACCCCAGCACAGACCCUCACAGAUACUUUGGACGACAUCAUGGCAGCAGCGGUGAGCAGCAGAGUCCCCAUGUUGAGCACGACGGCCUCGCCCACAACACAGACGCCCAUCCAUUCAGUGUCCCCACACUCCAUGCUCCCCCUCUACCCCUCCGUAGACAUUGACGCACACACGGAGAGUAAUCACGACACCGCUCUGACGCUGGCCUGUGCGGGCGGUCACGAGGAACUGGUGUCGGUGCUUGUCGCCCGCGGGUCUAACAUCGAGCAUCGGGAUAAGAAAGGUUUCACUCCUCUGAUCCUGGCUGCCACAGCGGGUCAUGUUGGCGUGGUGGAGAUCCUGCUGGAUAAAGGAGGGGACAUCGAAGCCCAGUCUGAGAGAACCAAAGACACUCCUCUCUCCCUGGCCUGCUCUGGAGGAAGACAGGAGGUGGUGGAGCUGUUGCUGCUGCGCGGGGCCAACAAGGAGCACCGUAACGUUUCAGACUACACUCCGCUCAGCCUGGCCGCCUCAGGGGGCUUCGUCAACAUCAUCAAGAUCCUCCUCAACGCUGGAGCUGAAAUCAACUCCAGGACUGGGAGUAAGCUGGGUAUCUCUCCUCUGAUGCUGGCUGCCAUGAACGGUCACGUCCCUGCGGUCAAGCUGCUGCUGGACAUGGGCUCAGACAUCAACGCUCAGAUCGAGACUAACCGCAACACGGCGCUGACCCUGGCCUGCUUCCAGGGACGGGCGGAGGUGGUCAGUCUGCUGCUGGACCGCAAGGCCAACGUGGAGCACCGCGCCAAGACUGGGCUGACCCCCCUCAUGGAGGCGGCGUCGGGUGGCUAUGCUGAGGUGGGGCGGGUGCUGCUGGAUAAGAGCGCUGACGUCAACGCCCCACCUGUCCCCUCCUCCCGAGACACCGCGCUCACCAUCGCUGCAGACAAGGGCCACUACAAGUUCUGUGAGCUCCUAAUCAACCGAGGUGCUCACAUUGACGUGCGCAAUAAGAAGGGAAACACUCCCCUGUGGCUGGCGGCCAACGGCGGCCAUUUUGACGUGGUGCAGCUGCUGGUGCAGGCUGGGGCUGAUGUCGACGCAGCAGACAACCGCAAGAUCACACCACUCAUGGCUGCCUUCCGCAAGGGCCAUGUGAAGGUGGUUCAGUACCUGGUCAAGGAGGUCAACCAGUUCCCCUCAGACAUCGAGUGCAUGAGAUACAUUGCCACCAUCACGGACAAGGACCUGCUGAAGAAAUGUCACCAGUGCAUGGAGACCAUUGUCAAAGCCAAAGACCAGCAGGCAGCAGAGGCCAACAAGAACGCCAGCAUUCUGCUGAAGGAGCUGGACUUGGAGAAGUCCAGGGAGGAGAGUAAGAAGCAAGCCCUGGCCGCUAAGCGUGAGAAGCGUAAGGAGAAACGCAAGAAGAAGAAGGAAGAGCAGAAGAGGAAGCUGGAGGGGGAGGAAGAGGGGGAGGAAGAGGAGGAGGAGGAGGAAGAGGAGGCCAAAGUAAAAGAGGAGUUAGAGGACCAAGACUCCUCUGAAGACGGUGAUGUCCCCAUUGACCCGCCCAGCGCUACCACCACCACUACCAUCGGCAUCUCUGCCACCUUCGCCAAGAAACGAGCCAAUGUAGCGACCACACCCAGCACCAACCGCAAGAACAAGACCAUGGAGCCCAUCAUCCUGCAGGACCCCCAGGUGGUGCUGGCUCAGCAGAACACUGACAAAAACAAGAUCCACAGGGAGCCCAGGGGCGGCGGGAUGCCGGGUGGCAGCGACUCAGACAACCUGGACAGCACCGACUGCAACAGUGAGAGCAGCAGCAGCGGAGGCAAGAGCCAGGAGCUCAACUACCUACCGGACAUGCCCUCUUCAUCUUCCUCAUCCUCGUCUUCAUCGUCUGCUCCCUCGGGGGUGAGCCAACAGCCCCAGCCGGUCCCUGAGAAGAGGCACAUCUCCCGAGACCACAAGGUCACAGUGUCCAUCUCCAAACCACACCAGAAACUCCAUGACUGCAUCAACGUCCUGGCGCCCAGCUCCCUUCCCCCCUCCUUCAAAACCAUUUCACUGCCGGUCACCUCGCCCAACAGCAAGAUGAACCUCACCAGCCCCAAGAGGGGCCAGAAGAGGGAAGACGGCUGGAAAGAGGUGGUACGGAGAUCUAAGAAGCUAUUGGUGCCUGCCUCUGUCGUGUCUCGGAUCAUGGGCAGAGGUGGCUGUAAUAUCACUGCCAUUCAGGACGUGACCGGUGCUCACAUCGACGUGGACAAACAGAAGGACAAGAAUGGAGAAAGGAUGAUCACUAUCAGAGGAGGCACAGAGUCGACUCGGCACGCUGUGCAACUGAUCAACGCCCUGAUCCAGGACCCAGCCAAGGAGCUGGAGGACCUAAUCCCCAGAAACCACAUCCGCACCCCUGGCACCAGCACCAAGAUGGGCUCCACCUACACCACCUCCACAGGGGCCACCAACACUACGGCGGCCGGCUCAAAGGGUCUGGCAUCAGUGUUUCCGUCGUCCGCUGUGUCCUUCCAGACCCCCCCGGUCUCUCAGCAGGGAGGGAAGAUGGGAAAGAACCUGUCCCCCGGGGUGAGGCCCCCCUUUGUUUCAUUGCCCCUGGUGUACGCCAACCCACAUCUGGCCCUGCUGGCUGCCCAGACCAUGCACCACAUCCGACACCCACGUCUUCCUAUGGCACAGUUCGGUGGCACCUUUUCUCCAUCGCCUAACACCUGGGGCCCGUUCCCGGUGCGGCCCGUCAACCCUGGCAGCACUCACAGCUCUCCCAAGCACAGCGGGAGCACUGCCCCCCGGCCAUCCCCUGUCUCCGCUGCCCAUCCUGAGUACACAACUCCUGCCUCUACAGCAGUCCCUGCAGCCACCGCCUCGCCCACCAGCACUGCCCCCUCCGGCACCCCAACGCCCUACUCUGCCAGGAAGCAGCUCUUCUCUGGCGAACCAAAGACGACCAGCAUGACAGCUGUCACUUCCACAGUGAGCAACGUUCCCGCCACGCAGCUGGCCCCUGCACCCUCCACCAUGCCCUCUACGCCGUCCUCCCCUUCCGUGCCCAUCGCCCCGUCUGCACAGCAGCUGCUCGUCUCCAAGCCAGAGCCUGCUGGUGGCACCACGCCUGGUAAAGAGAAGUCCUCUCCAGAUGCAGCACCUGUCCAAGGUGGAGCGUCUGAAUGUUCCAGCUCCAACGGCCCCAUGUACUUCACAGGUCCUCCAACGGCUCCACCAUCACUGCCCUCCCAGCAGCCAGACAGCCGACAGCAUCAGCUUCCCCUCCCCUUCUCCCCCAGCACAGAGCCCAGCCCCCCGGCCGCCCAGCCUCCCUGCUCCCACCUGCCCUCCUCUCACACUGCACCAGCAGGGGGCAGCACCGUACCUCACUACGCACAGCCUUCUCCCUCGUGCGUGCAGCCCUCGGCUCAGGUCUACCCCAUGCCAGCUGGGACAUCUCCACAGGACCACCAUUCUAUGUUUGUUCCCUCUGGAGCCUCCCAGGAGCAACACCAGAAACAGCAGCAGCAGUAUGCCAACCAAGGCAUGGCACCCCCUUCCAUGGGCAUGAUGAACGGCUCCCAGAUGCACAGCCACAGGGGCAAGACCCAGCAGCUGCCCCCCAACUACGGCCCCACCGCCCUCUUCAACCAUUUCAGCAGCAUGUUUGACAGCAACCAGGUGGGCAACAAUCAGGUGUGGGGAGCAUGUCACCUGCCUGCCCGGACCCCUCCGGAGCAGCCCUACAUGGGAGGCAUGGGACAGAUGGAGAACGUGAUGCCAGCUCCUGACGGCUCCAAGGCUCCAGGGUAUCGCUGUAACUCCCAGAGGAUUGUCACCAGUCCCAUUGGCAUGCACCACAUGGACCCGUCGGGAAACUCCAUCUCUUCGUCUGCUGCUCUGACCAGCUUCGCCACCAGUAUCUCUGGCAGUGCAGUGUACCUGCAGGGUCCAUCCCCGGUGGGAACCCCCUCCUUUAGCCGCCAGCACUUCUCCCCUCACCCCUGGAGCGCCUCCACCUCCAGUGAGUCCCCGGUGUCCUCUGUGUCGUCCCCUCUUUGUGCGUCCACGGUGACCACGGCUCUGAUUCAGGCUAAGCCCAGCAGCAACAGCCAGCAGGACCGCAAGGUGCCCCCACCCAUUGGCACUGAGCGCCUGGCACGCAUCCGCCAGACGGGCUCCGUGAACCACGCCAUGCUCACAGCCAGCUACACGCCGCCUGUCGGACAGGGGGGCAUCUGGUCCUUCGGCGUGGGCAGUGCGUCUGUCCUCCCCUGCUCUUACCCUCCACCUUUAGAGGCGAUGUCAGGCUGGUCUCAGCCCCUGAUGGGCGGUCACGUGAUGCACCAGCAGAGUGGCUUCUCCCAGCACCAAGCCAUGGAGCGGGACGACACCGGCAUCGUGAACCCCUCCAACACCUUCCAUCAACCCAUGCCCACCAACUUCAUGGACUUCCCAAAGGGUUUGCCAAUGUCAAUGUAUGGCGGGACGAUCAUUCCUCCCCACCCUCCUAUGGGAGAGGCCCCUGGGGGCCCCAUGUACAACGGGCUCCAUAGCGCUGACCCUGCCUGGAAUCCCAUCAUGAACGUGGUCUCCAACGCUGCAGAGACUGCAGAAACCCAGCAGGUCUGGCCUGGGACUUGGGCCCCGCACGUUGGAAAUGUGCACCUGAAUCACGUCAACUAAACACAUCUAGCGAUUGAAGCAUAGGACCAUUUAACAAGACUCAUACACGUUUAAGAGAACCAGAUAAUUACAUAAUAUACAAAGAUAUUAACCUAGGGAGUGUCCAGAAACUGAGAAAUUGGAUGGUCGGACACCAUUUUGAUGUGCCUAACUAAAAAGAUGAAUUCAGUGUGGGCUGUAACGUGUUUAUCACUGUCUAUGAACAAACCGAUUGCCUGUUAAACAGGAUCCAUUCUUUGCGUAGUAUAGCCAUUAUUUUGACUUUAAAAGCCCCACAUUUAAUUGUUCUUGGUCUGCAGGACUGUACGCUUAUUUAUACUCAGCCCAAGAACUAGGUGAUAACAUAAAGCGAGAACUCAGACCUUUUUAGUGGUAAAUACAUGUAUAAUUGUUUACAUACUAAAAAAAAGAAGGGUUAAAACCAGAUUACAUGUCGUAUAGUGACUCUACUGUAUUAAUGUGUAAUAUUUACCUUAAUAGUCAAUAAAAAGACAAAACUGUA